Messenger RNA from Vanrija pseudolonga, 1362 nucleotides. RefSeq names its product NADP-dependent alcohol dehydrogenase C 2. Gene Ontology annotation, biological process: alcohol metabolic process. The record is from RefSeq and is a predicted model, not a curated record. The transcript has 5 exons. Bases 36 to 1139 code for a protein of 367 amino acids. Gene Ontology annotation, molecular function: alcohol dehydrogenase (NADP+) activity; zinc ion binding. Lineage: Eukaryota; Fungi; Basidiomycota; Tremellomycetes; Trichosporonales; Trichosporonaceae.
CACACUCCCCAUACCACACACACACUCACACUCACAUGCCAGACACAUUCAAGGCCUGGAUCGGGAGGGACGAGACGGCCGCCACGGGCGGGCUGACGUUCGGCGACAUUGAGCCCAAGGUGUUCGAGGCCGACGACGUGGACGUCGCAGUCGUCUACUCUGGUAUCUGCGGCACCGACGUCUCUGCCCUCGGUGGCGAGUUUGGCCCGAUCGCGCCGUUCGGCCCCCGUGUCGCAGGCCACGAGGUGGUCGGGCGCGUGAUCCGCAAGGGAUCGGCCGUGACCCACCUGUCCGUCGGCGACUUUGUCGGCGUUGGCGCGCAGGCCGACUGCUGUCGGCAGUGCAAGUGGUGUGUCGAGGAACGCGUCAACUACUGCACCAAGAUGACGGUCACGUACGGCGGCUCCAAGUACCAGCGCGGCGCGGCCAAGGCGGCCAAGCAGCAGAGCUAUGGCGGCUUCGCGAAGCACUGGCGCGGCAGCGCCAAGUUUGCCGUCAAGAUUCCCACAGGGCUGGACCCGGCGCUCGCUGCGCCGCUGUGCUGCGGCGGACUGACGGUGUAUGCGCCGCUGCGGCGAUGGGGGGCCGGCACGCAGCGCGCGCGCAACGUCGGCGUCGUGGGUAUCGGUGGCUUGGGCCACAUGGCCAUCUUGAUCGCCAAGGGAAUGGGCGCGCACGUCACCGCCAUCUCGCGCGGUACGAGUAAGCGCGACGACGCGUUCCGCCUCGGCGCGGACGCGUACAUUGCCACGAGCGAGAACACGCGCGCAGACUUCAAGCAGCACCGGAGGAGCCUCGACCUGAUCAUCUGCACCAUUAACCCCCCAGAGCUCCCGCUCAACGACUACCUCGGUCUGCUUGCGCCCGAGGGGCAGAUGGUCCUCGUUGGCGUCGUCCUGUCCCCAAUGGACUUGAUGUCGGGGUCGCUGAUUGCUAAUGCCACUGGCGUCUCCGGCUCCGUCAUCGGCACCCCCGAGGAACUCGGCGAGCUGUUCGCCCUCGCGGCCAGCGGCGGCGUCAAGCCCUGGAUCAACAAGGUGGACAUGGACGACAUCAACCAGGCGAUCCCGGCCGCCAAGGCCGGCAAGGCAAAGUACCGCUACGUGCUGGUGAACAAGGACAACGGGGGUGUGGUGUGAUGGGUGGGUCGAAGUGGGGAUGUAUGCCGUCUCUUGGACGCGUUCAUUCGGGCGGGCCUACAAAGGAUGACGGACAGGAUUACUUUCACAACGAGCCACGAGCUAGGGCCACAACUUGUCACACCGGCGCGCUUACUCUACUCCACCUUACCCUCCUCCGGCACCUCCUUGACCUCCCCCACACUGACAUCCACCGGAUGCCCCGCCUUGUCCUCCACGUCCG